Messenger RNA from Ascochyta rabiei, 2601 nucleotides. Its product is annotated as endoribonuclease ysh1. NCBI's taxonomy places the organism in Eukaryota, Fungi, Ascomycota, Dothideomycetes, Pleosporales, Didymellaceae. Gene Ontology annotation, cellular component: mRNA cleavage and polyadenylation specificity factor complex. Gene Ontology annotation, molecular function: RNA binding; RNA endonuclease activity; 5'-3' exonuclease activity. The transcript is spliced from 5 exons. The record is from RefSeq and is a predicted model, not a curated record. Bases 1 to 2601 code for a protein of 866 amino acids. Gene Ontology annotation, biological process: mRNA 3'-end processing by stem-loop binding and cleavage.
AUGGCGUCCAAGAGGAAGCAUGCGGCCAUGGAGCCCGAGGACGCGGAGCCCAUCGACCCAGCCGAUGAGCUGAUGUUCUUGUGCUUGGGCGGCGGCAACGAGGUCGGCCGCUCCUGCCACAUCCUCCAGUACAAGGGCAAGACAGUCAUGCUUGAUGCCGGCAUGCACCCUGCUUAUGAAGGCCUGUCGGCCAUGCCCUUCUACGACGACUUUGAUCUCAGCACAGUAGACGUGCUCCUGAUAUCACAGUAUGUAUCCACACCUGCCUUUGGUCCUAGCAUCCAAGUGCGCGGGCCAGGCGUAUCACUGCAGUCGUACAUGCAUGGGGGACUAUGGGCGGCCAACCUCUUUUUCCACGUCGAUCAUGCAGCCUCGCUCCCCUACGUCCUGGCCAAGACAAACUUCAAGGGCCGAGUCUUCAUGACGCACCCCACAAAGGCCAUCUACAAAUGGCUCAUCCAGGACUCCGUACGUGUCGGCAACAUGUCGAGCUCGUCAGAGACCAAGAUCCAAAUGUACACCGAACAGGACCAUCUCAACACCUUCCCUAUGAUCGAAUCUAUCGACUUCUACACCACGCACACCGUCUCUGGCAUCCGCAUCACCCCUUACCCCGCUGGACACGUACUGGGAGCAGCCAUGUUUCUGAUCGAGAUCGCCGGCCUAAACAUCCUGUUCACUGGUGACUACUCACGAGAAGACGACCGACAUUUAGUCUCUGCUUCUGUUCCGAAGGAGGUCAAGAUUGACGUACUCAUCACCGAGUCAACCUUUGGUAUCUCCACACAUACACCGCGCGUUGAGCGCGAGACCCAAUUGAUGAAGGCCAUCACCGACAUCCUGAACCGCGGCGGCAGAGCAUUGCUCCCUGUAUUCGCCCUUGGACGAGCUCAAGAGCUGUUGCUCAUCCUCGACGAGUACUGGGGCAAGCAUCCGCAGUACCAAAAGGUGCCCAUCUAUUACAACUCCAGUCUGGCCAGGAGAUGUAUGCAGGUCUACCAAACCUACGUGGGUGCCAUGAACGACAACAUCAAGCGCCUCACCAAGCAGCGAUUCGCCGAGGCGGAAGCCGAGGGCGAUGUAGGCCGCCGAGGAGCGUGGGAUCUCCGCUUUGUGCGUUCGUUGAAGAACUUGGAGCGUUUCGACGACAUGAGCGGAUGUGUCAUGUUGGCUUCGCCUGGUAUGAUGCAGUCUGGCACAUCUCGUGAAUUGCUCGAACGAUGGGCACCAGAUCCAAGGAACGGUGUCAUCAUCACCGGUUACUCGGUCGAAGGCACCAUGGCCAAACAGAUUGUUCACGAGCCUGAGCAGAUUCCUGCAAUCAUGACACGAGCAGCAAACAACAGCCGCCGCGUGGGUCAGAGAGAGAACGAACAGAUCAUGAUUCCCAGACGCUGCACCGUGCAAGAGUACAGUUUCGCCGCCCACGUCGACGGCAAGGAGAAUAUGGAAUUCGUGCAGGAAGUCGCCGCGCCGGUAGUCAUCCUCGUCCACGGUGAAAAAGGCAACAUGACACGUCUCAAGUCCAAACUUCUCGGCUUCAACGCACACAAGGCAGUGCCUACCAAGAUCUACUCGCCCGCCAACUGCGAAGAACUCCGGAUUCCUUUCAAGACAGACAAGAUUGCCAAAGUUGUCGGCUCGCUCGCUGCUAUCCAGCCACCUUUACCUCGCUCGCUUAAAGCACCUGGUGAAGACGGUGAGUCCGAGCAAGUUGUUGAAGAAAACGAGAGCAACGCUCUCAUCAGCGGCGUCCUCAUCCAGAACGACUUCAAGAUCUCGCUCAUGGCGCCUGAGGACCUUAAAGAAUAUGCUGGUCUCACAACGACAACCAUCGUCUGCCGCCAACACCUUACACUGUCUGCUGCAGGUACUGAGCUUAUUCGCUGGGCGCUCGAGGGCACCUUUGGCGCAAUCAAAGAGACAGAGAUCACCGACAAGGCAGUCGACGGCAAAGAGGUCAAUGGUAACGGCAUGAAAGAAGACGCUGACGAAGACAUCAGCCGCACAAGCGUCCAAUUCACCGUCAUGGACUGCGUAAACGUGCUCGUCCAGCCCGGCGGCCGCGUCGAGGUCUCCUGGGAAGGCAACGCGAUCAACGACGGCAUUGCCGACGCCGUCCUCGCCGUCCUCUUCACCGUCGAAAGCUCCCCAGCCGCCGUGCGCCAAUCCUCCCGCCAACACGCUCACUCCCACGCCCACCCGGAGAAACCCACCCCGCCCAAACACCACCCGCACGCCACAUCCGAUCCCUCGACCCGCCUCGCCCGCCUACUCCUCUUCCUCGAAGCCCAAUUCGGCGAAUCCGCAGUCUCGCCAAUCGCGUACCCACGCUCCUCGCUCUCCAACCCCAACACCACUACCUCCUCCACCGACGACGAAAGCCACACACUCACCCUCUCCGCCGACGACAAAUCGGAGCUCAAGCGCCUGCACAACCAGGGCAUCCCUGUCCCCGGCAUCGAAAUCAAAUUCGACCGCUUCGUUGCCCGCGUCUGGCUCGAGGAUCUGGAUGUCGAGUGUGCGAAUAAUGCGUUCCGCGCGAGGGUCAAGGCGGUUGUCGAGAGGGCCGUGGAGACGGUUAGUGGUUUGUGGAGGUAG